AUGCCUCCUGCGAUACGAAGGCUCGCCAUCUUCGCAAUCUGCCUCUUUGGCCUUAUCUACCUCUUCCGCUCCCGACGGUCUACCGACAUACCCGGCGCCCCCGGUUACAGACCUGUCCAGAAGAUCUUCGACGAAGAAGAGCAAUCGCUUGCUCAUGCGCAACAUAGCUACACCAAGAUCCGCGGCCAAAAGAACCUCGCCAUAUCCCCUACUGCACCCUUGCGCGAUCGCCUCCGCUACCAAUUUCCCUACGACCUACGACGAAGCUUCCCCGCGUAUAUCUGGCAAACAUGGAAAUACACCCCAGCAUCUUCGGAGUUCAUCGAUGACCUGCGUGUUACCGAGGCAAGUUGGACUGAGCUCCAUCCUCUGUUCACCCAUGAGGUGAUCCCCGACGAGACCCAACGACGCUUGAUCCAGUACCUCUACGGCUCGGUACCGGAUGUAUUCGAGGCAUAUGAUUCCCUACCACUUCCGGUGAUGAAGGCAGACUUCUUUCGCUAUUUGGUACUCUUGGCGCGUGGCGGGAUUUAUAGUGACAUCGAUACAUUAGCGCUGAAGCCAGCGGGAUACUGGCUUCCGGAGGAGCUUGACAGAUCAACUGUGGGCUUCAUGGUUGGCAUCGAGGCCGAUCCUGACCGGCCAGACUGGCAUGACUGGUACUCUCGGCGUAUCCAGUUCUGCCAAUGGACAAUUGUGUCGAAGCCGGGACAUCCGAUCCUGCGUGAUAUGGUAGCUUAUGUGACGGAGGAAGCACUGCGCAUGAAAAAGGCGGGCAUUCUGAAGGUUGGCAAGAUGGACAAAACUAUCAUGGAGCUGGGGGGCAAGAACAUCACCUACGAAGAUUUCUCGAAUCAAGUUGAGCGCCGUAAGGUCGGCGAUGUGGUCGUUUUGCCUAUCACCAGCUUUAGUCCCGGCGUUGGACAAAUGAACGCGGGAGACACUGACCAUCCCUUGGCCUUUGUCAAGCAUAACUUUGAUGGUACCUGGAAAACAGACCCCUCACUGUAG
Penicillium chermesinum is the source of this 1011-nucleotide messenger RNA. Its product is annotated as glycosyltransferase family 32 protein. Bases 1 to 1011 code for a protein of 336 amino acids. The transcript has 3 exons. Lineage: Eukaryota; Fungi; Ascomycota; Eurotiomycetes; Eurotiales; Aspergillaceae. Gene Ontology annotation, cellular component: mannan polymerase complex. Gene Ontology annotation, molecular function: alpha-1,6-mannosyltransferase activity. The record is from RefSeq and is a predicted model, not a curated record. Gene Ontology annotation, biological process: protein N-linked glycosylation.